AUGCUAAAAAACAUCUUCAACAAAGACAAGCGCGGAAAGACGGGCGGCCGCAAGCCCCAGACCCAGCCUGCACCUGGCGCCGGAGCUGUUCCAGGCAAUGUUUCGCCGGCACAGCCUAGUGGCGCACCAACGCAGCAGCCCAUGCAGAUGGCCGCUGCUGCCCCGCAGGGCUCCCCCGCACCCAACGGCAUGCGCGUCAUUUCCUCGGUGCCGCAAAGCCCAGUGCGCGAGAUCCGUGUGCCGGAGCCCAGUGUGACCAAGUUUGAUCUUUCGGGCCUGCCCGUGUACGUGAUCGGGCUUGAUCAACUUACGCCACUCUCGUCGCGCGGUGUGCCGGAGGUGUGCGUAAACAUUCACAUGCACGGGCGCACCGGGAGUGCACGCCAUGAACUGCAUCUGGCUAAAGAACUCUGGACGUACACGAUGCAGGAGCGCGAGGCCGCCAAGCAGCGUUCGCGGGUGCGCGACUUUUUGAUUGUAUGCUUUGACUCGCGCAACCACGGCGAGCGCACUACGGCACCCAAUGCACAGAAAUCGUGGAAGGAAGGUAAUUCUACUCACGCGGUUGAUAUGUACGGAAUGAUUCGCGGUACCGCUGUGGAUACGACUUUUAUUCUCGAGAUGCUUGCGCCGUACAUGUUCCCCAACGACGAGCGCAUAGUUUCCAUAUAUACCGUCACAGGCAAGAGCCUGGGUGGUCACUCGUCCUGGCAGGUGCUUGCGCAUGAGCCGCGCAUCAAGGUCGGUGUUUCGCUUAUCGGUACCCCCGAUUUCCAGAAGCUGAUUGCCAUGCGUGCGAAGAAAUCGGGGCUCGAGGACAAGCCUCCCGUUGUGCCAAAUGCUUUGCGCAAGCUUAUGCAGGCUGAGGACCCUGCUGAGACGCCGUACCGCGAGCCGAAUGCGUCGAAUCCUUUCUUUGGAAAGAAGAUUUGCGCUUGCAAUGGCGAGGACGACACGCUCGUGCGGUACUCGUACUCAGAGGAGUUUUAUAAUCAUGUACUUGUUGGCCCUCCGGGAUCGCAGGAUCAGCGCGAUGGAUUCAUGGUUUUUCUGCAGCCGAGCACCGGCCAUAAAGUCACCAGUCCCAUGCUGCAGGUCGGCGCGCACUGGCUUGGCAUGUGGGCCAUCCCUUACUAA
Messenger RNA from Malassezia vespertilionis, 1137 nucleotides. RefSeq lists its product as uncharacterized. Lineage: Eukaryota; Fungi; Basidiomycota; Malasseziomycetes; Malasseziales; Malasseziaceae. The transcript has a single exon. Bases 1 to 1137 code for a protein of 378 amino acids. The record is from RefSeq and is a predicted model, not a curated record.